AUGCUCACUCCUUCUGGCCCCCAUCAGAAGCUGCGCAGCAGCAUUCUGGACAAGCUGAAGGUGCUUAAGGGAGGAUUGACUAACUCCAAGGAUAGUGAAGGCCAUGCAAGCUUCCAGGAUGCCCGGUCCGAGGGGAUACGGCACUCGGAUCAGAGGCAUGACACCAAGAUUCCUCAUCCAAGCACUAUCUUACACGGGGUUGAGGUUACUCCUGACCAGCAGCCAGUAGAACCACCCCAGUCAAAACCUGAUCCACCAGCUGUGACCACACUGCUGAGCUGCACAACAAAUCAAGCUCGUCUGACUGUGAGUCCCAGCAGCUCUCAGUUCUUUGAAGGAGACUCUGUGACUCUGAGCUGUGAGGAGGACGACAGCUCUGCUGGAUGGACUCUGAGGAGAAACACAAGCAAACAACAGAGGACUCAGUGUGGAGUUCGAUGGGGAGUACCAGCUGAUUCUUCCUGUUCCAUCAGCUACGUCUUUCCACUGGACAGUGGAGUUUACUGGUGUGAGUCCAGAGAGGGUGCCAUCAGUAACAUGGUUAACCUCACAGUCUCUGGUGGAUCAGUGAUCCUGCAGAGUCCUGUCCUCCCUGUGAUGGAGGGAGAUGACGUCACUCUGCUCUGUCAAACAAAGACCACUCCCUCCAACCUCCCAGCUGCCUUCAUCAAAGAUGGCGUCUUCAUUGGGAAAGAGACUACAGGUCACAUGACCAUCCACCAUAUUUCCAGGUCUGAUGAAGGCCUCUACAAGUGUGACAUCAGCGGUCAUGGAGAGUCUCCAUCCAGCUGGAUCACUGUCACAGUUUCAGACGAGCCUACAUCUGGAGCUCCACCCUCUGCAUCAACACAGCUCAUACUGACCCUGGUGCGCUACCUGGUGGUGUUCUGCCCGUACUUCAUCUCCACUCUCCUCAUGAUGUCUUUGUAUCAAUGCAAAGCCACAGGAAAAGUGACGACCCCACCCACAGAGUCUUAACAGCGACUGGACGAGGAGAUUGAUGAUGUCACCAAAGAGCAUCACUCAUGAACUGAACCAGAGUCAGUGUCACGUGUCCCUCAGUUUUUUUCACUUUUCUUUUGUUGACACAUUUUCAGAGCAAGUUCACAGGAAAGCUUCCUCUGCUCUCACCGACCCCUCAGCUCUGAAUGACCCAGCAGAGUGGCUGCAGAUUUUAUUCAGAUUUUAAUUUGUGGAGGUCACAAAAUACUGACAAACCUAUUAACCAGUGA
Molecule: messenger RNA, 1232 nt
Organism: Archocentrus centrarchus (flier cichlid)
Lineage: Eukaryota; Metazoa; Chordata; Actinopteri; Cichliformes; Cichlidae
Product: low affinity immunoglobulin gamma Fc region receptor II-like
Exons: 7
Coding region: 1-978 (325 amino acids)
Biological process (GO): cell surface receptor signaling pathway; immune response
Cellular component (GO): external side of plasma membrane
Molecular function (GO): transmembrane signaling receptor activity
Source: RefSeq, a predicted model, not a curated record